Messenger RNA from Aplosporella prunicola CBS 121167, 792 nucleotides. RefSeq lists its product as uncharacterized. Gene Ontology annotation, biological process: protein deubiquitination. The coding region runs from base 1 to 792 and encodes 263 amino acids. Gene Ontology annotation, molecular function: deubiquitinase activity. NCBI's taxonomy places the organism in Eukaryota, Fungi, Ascomycota, Dothideomycetes, Botryosphaeriales, Aplosporellaceae. The transcript has 4 exons. The record is from RefSeq and is a predicted model, not a curated record.
AUGGCUUCGUCCCACUCGAGCAGACCCAAAUCCGGCCACGGGAACCCGCGCAAAUCCAACCACCGCUCCACCUUGUCUCUCCAGAAAAAAGAAAUCAAAAUCCACGUCUAUGAUUUGCUUCCGCCUGGCAAGGUCUCUUCCUUCCUGUGGGCUGUAGGAGGCUCGCUGCUUCAUUCGGGGGUUGUCAUCAAGGACAAAGAGUACGCGUAUGGCGGUCAUGAUCACCGCGGCGUCACCGGCGUGUACUGGACUAGGCCGGGCUUAGAGCCGCCGGGAGGGACCUUCAGGACGGAAGUGUUGCAAGGCUUCUGUUUCGCCACGGAUGAAGAGCUCGACGCAAUCAUCAGAGAGGCAUCCCACAAGUUCCAGGGCAUGUCCUACAAUCUUUUAACUUUCAACUGCAACCACUUCACCUCGUACCUCUGCGAGAAGCUGACGGGUAAGCCGGCGCCUGGAUGGCUGAAUCGUGCAGCGAGUAUCGGCGUCGCGCUACCAUGCGUCGUGCCGCGGGAAUGGAUUGCUCCUCCCGACCACGAUACAGCAGAUGGUGAGCUCUUGGACGAUGAUGAAGACGACGAGCGAGCAGCCAUGCUACAUGGCGAGCGUCGAAAACUCCCCCCGUUAGAAGAACAUGAUGACGGCCUGGACAGGACCCCCAGUCGAAGCACCCCAAGACCCGGCAGCCGGAAAGGAAAGGUUCCUCUGGCACGCAACUCGGACUCGCGCCUGUCCGGAGAGAGAGACACCAGCGGGAGAAAGAUCCCUCCAGCCGAACGAGCACCCGUCUCGUGA